Molecule: messenger RNA, 2748 nt
Organism: Gadus morhua (Atlantic cod)
Lineage: Eukaryota; Metazoa; Chordata; Actinopteri; Gadiformes; Gadidae
Exons: 7
Coding region: 514-1311 (265 amino acids)
Cellular component (GO): membrane
Source: RefSeq, a predicted model, not a curated record
UUGGAAUAAAAAAAUAUUUGAGUUGUCUUUGCAUUUGUAUGAAGCAAUAUUAUAAAAGUAAUACUAAUUUCCCAUCCAUUAAUAUUGAGGUAAAUUAUACUAUUUAAUAUAAUAAAUAUGUAAAAAUAAAUAUACUAAAUAUGUACUUUACCAAGCCAACCUGUUUUAGCUGCCAUCCUGUAGUAUCACUGUCACCCACUUCCUUAUCAAAUGUUUACAAAAUUAGUACUUGAAAUGUAUGCAUAAAAAUCUUGUACUGUUUUAUGUGUGAUAAUUAUCUUGUAGUCUUGCGUGAUGGACAGGCUACGCAGGGGAGGAGCUUAAUUGAAGGAGGGGCUAUGAAGAGGAGGGGCUUAAAUAUGGGCGGAGCUAUGCAGGGGAGGAGCUACUCAUCGGUGGUGCUGGUCCAGACGUUCAGCUCUCCUCUUAGGUCUUCCAAUGCUUGAUAAUUGAGGAGGUCUCCUGUUUUCUGGACCCUGCUAAUACUCAGUGGUUUUCUCUGAAAAACAGCCGAUGUCUGGAUAUUUGGCCAGAGGCUGGGGCCCCCAGAAGCCCCCACGCUGGUGCCCCCGGUCCCUCCCGGGCUGGUGCCCCCGGGCCCUCCCGGGCUUGUGUCAGGCCCUGCUGGAUGCUCUUGUUCGGAACCUGAAACGUCUCUGCUGCACUCUGACUCCAGGACUCCUCAUCAGUUCUCCAGCAGUUCUAGGGACCAUCCAGAUCCUGGUCGGCCUGGUGACCGCGGGCCUGGGUCCUGGUCGAACCAGCACUCGUCCUGGAGACCUGACCCAGCUGGGAGCCCCCUACUGGCUGGGCGCGGUGUUCCUGGUUGCUGGAAUCCUCUGUAUACUGUCUGGAGACUUUCCUUCCGUCGUACUGGUGGGUUUCACUGUGGCUGUGAACAUAUGUGGAGCCAUCUUGGCCAUCACAGGGAUCGUUCUGUACGCCAUCGAUCUGAGUAACUCCUCUCUCACCUGGAUGUGUCCUUCGCCCACCACCCGCGAACCCUAUGAUGUUCGUCACCAUGGCUACGCUGAUCACCAUCGUGGCGACAGCGCCCUGGAGACGCUGCACGCCCGACUCAACCAGGACCUUCAGGACGAAUGCAUAACUAUGGCGCGCAUUGCUGAGGGUCUGCUCUCUACGAUGGACAUCCUGCUGAUCAUCCUGACAAUCCUCCAACUAUGUGUCAGCCUCAGUACCACAAUUCUGGGGCUCGAGGCUUUGAUACGGCCCAGGGACCAUGACAAGUGUCGUCGGAAUGCUGAGAUGAAAUUUCCCGAGUCGGUCCCUACAAAAUGCAUCACCAUAUAAGUCUCUCUGUGUCUCUCUCCAGAUUUCAAAAUGUCAACGUUAAUAUACCAGACAUAUAUCACUUGAUCAUUUCAGAUUGCACAAAUUAUUAACUAAUUACAUAACUUCAAUUAUUAAAUAGUUAUUCACCAUUUGAAGUCCAAUAACAAUGUCCUGAUGUCAAUGUCUCUGUCUAUAAAUAUUGUAUGUAUGUGUAUCCUUGCAAUUAAUGCACAAUGUCUCUUUGUGUUUCUGCUUAAAAAUGAAAAAUAUAAAUCUUUAUUUCACAUCAAUAUUGAGUAAUAUGUUAUAUUCUGUAAAAUAAGACAUUUGGGUCGUUUCACGUUACCCCACUGGCAGUGGGGACAAGAAACACUAUCGUUUCCUAUCAUGAAUACAUUCCUAUCGGUCUGAUCACGAGGGCUUCGCUGUUUGAGCAUGUUUCAUGGUCAAUGGCUGACUCAUAGUCAAUAUGUCUAUUCAGAUCUCUCUUCGUAUUGAAAAAAAUACAGUAUCAUUCUAGAUAGAUGGUGAAAUAACAAAGUGUUACUCAUUGCUGGUUUCACUAACACUGCUGGGUUUGAUAGUUCGAUAAUGUUAACUAAGUGAUCACAAUACUGUUAGCUAGGUAAUUAGGAUAAUGUCAGUUAUGAUAAAGCAGUUAUGAUGCAAUCAUAUUUAUGAUAAUGUAAGAUAGGUAGUUUUGAUGUGGGCUAGGUCGUAUUGAUAAUGUUAAGUUGGUUAUAAUCACCGGUUAGUGUUAACUAGAUAGCUUGUUAGCUAUUUGAUAAUGAUAAUAUAAGGUUAUAACUGAGUUGACAUGAUAAUGCUAGCUAUAGUCAUGAUAAUGCUAGCAACUAGUUAUGAUAUCUUGUCAGUUAUAGUUAUUAUGGUGAUAAUGAUUUUUGUUAUCUUUGCUCUGCUUAAGAGGGAACCAGACCCGAAAACCACUUUAGUUUGCACUAGAUGCCUCCCUCUCUAGGUUAUGGACGGUGGGGAUCUAAGUGGCUCAUAUACAUAUCAGUAAUGGCCAGCAGAGGACAGUCAUAGGUCCCUGAAAGAAAGAAUGACGAAACAAUCCAAACAUCCAAAGCUUCAAAAACUGCACUACACCAAUGCUUAGGGGAUUCGAUAAACUCACUGACCUACCUUGAAAUAGAUAAGUGUAGUUUCAGUUUCACCGGUUAAUAUUGUUAAAUGGUUAUCAUAUUGUGUUUUGUACGAUAACAUUACAUUAUUUAUGUAAAAAAAAUAUAUAUAUUUAUAUAGAGCCAUAUAUCUCUCUAUCUCUUGUGUCUAUAUUGUAACACUUAGAAACACUUGAUUUGCUAAACCUCAUUUUGUAUGCUUGUAUGUACGAAAAUUAUUCUUGCACUUUUUGAGGUUUAUCUUCAUCUGUUAAUGCACUUACAAAUAGCUUUGCACAAAAGCCGCUGCUAAAUAAAUGUGAGUCAUGGA